Messenger RNA from Vollenhovia emeryi, 1693 nucleotides. It is a transcript of the gene Yod1, whose product is annotated as ubiquitin thioesterase OTU1. The transcript has 4 exons. Gene Ontology annotation, molecular function: cysteine-type deubiquitinase activity. Gene Ontology annotation, biological process: endoplasmic reticulum unfolded protein response; protein deubiquitination. The coding region runs from base 452 to 1387 and encodes 311 amino acids. The record is from RefSeq and is a predicted model, not a curated record. Lineage: Eukaryota; Metazoa; Arthropoda; Insecta; Hymenoptera; Formicidae. Gene Ontology annotation, cellular component: cytosol; nucleus.
CCCAUCUUUUAUUAACGGAGUCGUCCCUACCAUUAAAAAUUCGACGUUGCUGCCGGACCUGUGCUCUGUCAUCCUCGGUCCCCUGAUUUUAGUCGCGGGGCGCAUCCAGGUAUACAAGGUCUAUGACCAGAAGUACCUGCUCUCGAUGCUCUCUCUGCGAUACCUGGCAACUUCGUGAUGCCCUAUUCGCAUUCCAUUCGCGAGGACCACGAGUCGUGAUAUGGCCAAGUCGCUGCUCGUGGUGCUGUCAGUUAUCGCGAUAACGAUGUAUAAUCGCGUGCGCACGUAAUUGAGCGUUCCGACCGUGACGACGACGACGACGACGAUAACAACGAGAAUAGAGGUGCCGCGGAGGCACAUGCGAAACAGCUGAUUAGCGGAGAUACACCGCCGAGUUCGGGUCACGGUCGUUUGUACUCUGUAGUCGCAGAGAGAGAGCGGAUCAGCGGUCAUGGCGGGUUUCGUGCUCCGGGUGAAGACCAAGUCGGGCCAGAAGGUAGUCUAUGGUCUCACGGCCCACGAUAAGGUGUCGCAGCUGAAGGCGAAGCUCGCCGAGCUCACCAGCGUACCUGCCGCCGCGCUUCAGGUGCUCGUCGGCUUCCCGCCGAAGCCUGUCGACCUGGACGUGGCGGACGCCACAAUCGAGCGCGCGGGCAUUAUCUCCGGAGACACCCUGAUCGUUGAAGAGAAGCAGAUCGUGUUCAAUAGACAUGAGCAGAAACUGGACAAUCUCGGACGAACCCAUAUCAUCGACCAGGAGAACUUUGCCAAUGUGCCAGGUGUCCUUAUGAGGAAGGUUGUACCUGCGGAUAAUUCCUGUCUUUUCACUAGCGUGGGUUACGUCCUGAAUGGAAAAGUCGAUACUAGCUGCGCCAGUUUUAUGAGGGAGAUUAUAGCAAACGCGGUAGCGGCAGAUCCGAAUGAAUACUGCGAGGCAUUUCUGGGUAGACCUAAUGCCGAGUACUGCGAGUGGAUUCUCCAGUCUGAUGCUUGGGGUGGCGCGAUUGAGCUGUCGAUACUGUCCAAGUUUUAUGGUUUGGAGAUUGCGGUGAUCGACAGUAUUAACGCGAUCGUCAAUAGGUUCGGCGAAGAUCAGCAUUACUCUCAACGGGUCUUUCUUAUAUUCGAUGGAAUCCAUUAUGACCCUCUCUACCUAGAGCCGCUCGAUGGUGGUAGUAUCCAAACGAUGUUUCCCACCGAGGACGAGAGAGUGCUCCUAGAAGCGGCCCAACUUGCAAAAGAAGCUAGAUCGAGUCGCCAGUUCACAGACGUGCAAAAAUUUACACUGAUGUGCACCGAUUGCAAAGUCAUGUUAAACGGACAAGCGGCAGCGCAGCAGCACGCCAAGGACACCGGCCAUAAGAAUUUCGGCGAAGUAUCAGCGUAGCCCUGUAUCAGCAUCUCAAAACUAACUAACUGCCAUCUAACUCUCUGGUGACUAUCCUUAACUUCAAACAGUAUAGAGUGACUUGACAGUUAUUUUUUAUAUCGGAACGUACGGGGAUCUUUCGGUUUAUCCUAUUUACUCUCAACGUACGCUAUUAACAUAAAUCAGGUGUUUAUUAUUGCAAAUCAUUUGUACUAUAGAAUGCAAUCGACGGGAAAUUUUGUGCUGGCACAGGAGUGUAUAUGAUAUUUUUAGAAAUUAUACUCAUAAAUUUUAUAAAUUAUAUUCACAAAUAUGUAUUAUAUA